AUGCAGCAGCAGUACCGUUCCUAUGCACAACAAGUGCCUCAGCGGUCGCCUCAUACGACUAACCAGCGGCGAGGCGGAAUCGGGCCCAUGAUGUCUUCAGGACCCCACCCCUCCGUCCCUCUUACUCAAGCCCAGAUUGCCCAGCAACAACAAGCUCAGGCGCAUGCUAGUGAGCUUGCUAAGAGACGCAGCCGCAGGCCUACCGACAAGAACAUGCCUGACGGCGUCGAGGACAGCAUUGUUGAUACCGAGGGUGUUCAACGGUAUAAGGACCUGAAGGAUGUCGAGCGCCGACUCGAUGCCACCAUGACGCGCAAGCGCCUCGACAUUGUCGACAACGCGAGCCGUACCUCCAAGCGAUACAAGACUCUUCGGGUCUGGAUCAGUAACACGGUCGAGGAUCAGAUUUGGCAGAGCAACGGACUUAACGUUGACGCCUUCGACUUCGCCCCUAGCAUGGAAGCCUCGUAUCGCGUUAAGAUCGAGGGCCGUCUGCUCGAUGACGAGGAUGGCCUAGUCACCAAGAACGAGACUGGGGAUAAGGCGGAACAGGAUGUUGCAGGCCCUUCGCCACAGAAGGCUAAGACACAAACGCCGCAGAAACAUCGGUUCUCGCACUUCUUCAAGGCACUGACCGUUGACUUUGACCGUUCACGAUUCCGAAACGGUGCCGAACAGACCGUGGAGUGGAAGAAGCCAGAUGCUACAUCCAGGAACCAACCUCCCACGAACUUGCCCGCCGCGGCUGACUUUGAUGAACUCACAUUCAAGCGCAAUGGAGACGAGAACUCGAACAUCACCAUCAACCUCCACCGACAGGAGUCCCCCGAGACGUAUCAACUCAGCCCAGAGCUUGCCGAAGUGGUCGACAUGACCGAGGCGACGCAGCAAGAAGCUGUUAUGGGGCUGUGGGAAUAUAUCAAGCUUCUGGGUUUGCAGGAGGACGAGGAGAAGCGCAACUUCCGCUGCGACGAGCUGUUGAAGAAGGUCGUGAAACGCGGAGAUGUUGGAUACAUCCCCAUGCUUAACGAAUACGUUACACAGCACCUUCGUCCCCUUCCCCCUAUCAGCCUCCCUUACACUAUCCGAAUCGACCAAGAAUUCCAUAAAGACCCCCAACCGACCAUCUAUGAUAUCCAGGUUUCGGUGGAAGACUCAUUCCGGGAUUCUUUGUUGCCUCUAAUCAACAACCCGCAGUACGCCGCCAUGCUUAAGGAUGUGACAACUCUUGACGAUCAGCUCGCGCGUGUCAUCCAGGCCAUCGCCGUCUCCAAGGCCAAGCACUCAUUCUUCACGUCGUUAAGUGAAGAUCCCGCCAACUUCGUCAAGAACUGGUUGAGUUCGCAGAAGAGAGAUCUCGAGGUAAUUAUGGGAGAAGCCUCGAGGGGUGGUGGUGAGCAUGCCUCUGGCGACGAAUGGCGUCGGGGCGGCAAGGAUAGCGUGUGGGGUACACAGAAUGCCCGGGAGAGUGUCAACGUCUUGCUCUCUAAGCAACGCUGAUAUGAUAGCGAGGACUCUGAGUUCAGGGUUGGCAGGGCAUUCAGGAGUUAGGAUUAUGAGUCAAUUUGACCCAAGUAUGUAGGACUCGAUUGGCGUUGGCUGGGAGCGCGUCUGGUGUACAAUAAUAUCAUGAGCCACAACAUUGGCACGGUCAGGGAGCUUCCCAUCGCAUUUUUAUGUGUCCGCUGCUUAUGCCUGUGAGGUUUUGUGUUCCAAAAAACUCCUUACUUUGUGAUGACCG
Ilyonectria robusta is the source of this 1741-nucleotide messenger RNA. RefSeq lists its product as uncharacterized. The record is from RefSeq and is a predicted model, not a curated record. The coding region runs from base 1 to 1500 and encodes 499 amino acids. Gene Ontology annotation, cellular component: SWI/SNF complex; nucleus. Gene Ontology annotation, biological process: regulation of transcription by RNA polymerase II. NCBI's taxonomy places the organism in Eukaryota, Fungi, Ascomycota, Sordariomycetes, Hypocreales, Nectriaceae. The transcript has 4 exons.